Suillus subalutaceus is the source of this 1958-nucleotide messenger RNA. Its product is annotated as DHS-like NAD/FAD-binding domain-containing protein. The coding region runs from base 1 to 1770 and encodes 589 amino acids. The record is from RefSeq and is a predicted model, not a curated record. Gene Ontology annotation, molecular function: NAD+ binding. The transcript is spliced from 17 exons. NCBI's taxonomy places the organism in Eukaryota, Fungi, Basidiomycota, Agaricomycetes, Boletales, Suillaceae.
AUGCGCACAUCUAAUGGGCAACCUAAUGUUUCCAACGUUCAUGAAACCGCCGCAGAAAAUAAUGGAAAACCAAAGGCAUAUAGCGCACUAUAUGCCCUUCAGUUGAGAGCCUUCAUAGAUGCUGCGGAGGAUGUGGACGCGGACCCAGAUACAAUCGAGGACCUACUCGAAGGUUUGGAAGACGGAGAUGGAGAAGAGGAAAUCCAGGAGAGCGACCUUGAUGAAGACUUAGACUCAGAAAGUCUGGCUCUCCCUGCGCAUGAGCAGCACAGUGCUAUAGAGGGGAGUGGCGACCUGGACGAUCUCGAAGUGGAAACCGAGGUCAUCGAACGACUGAAACGGGAAGCAGAUGGAGCAUGGUCGAAGGAAGAAACCCGAAAGAUGAUGCAUCACUUGAAAGAACACGGAAUGAGUUCCUUCGUCAGAGAAUAUGUCAUCACUCAAAAUAUCCCGAUAGUGAAACUUCUUUUCGCUUUUGGGAUUUCCUUGUGCCCCGAAUUGCGGAAUAAACAACCUCAAACGAUGCUCUAUUUUCUGCGGGUCGCGAUGUCUAAGGAGCUUCAUCUCAGGGAAAAACUGCCUCAGUAUAAUACCCUUGCGGACGCGGUUUCCCUAAUACAAGCCUCAAAACGUGUGGUUGUGCUCACCGGUGCUGGCAUUAGCGUCUCAUGUGGUAUUCCGGACUUCAGGUCGCAUAAUGGUUUGUACGCGACGCUGAAGGAACGGGGGACCUAUGACCUUGAUGACCCUCAACAGAUGUUCGAUAUACACUAUUUUAGAGAAAACCCUGCCGUGUUCUACUCAUUUGCGAGCCAGAUAUAUCCGUCUAAUUUUAUACCUUCUCCUUGUCACCGAUUCAUCAAAGCUAUAGAAGAUAGAGGCAAGUCUUGUCAUUCCCUCUCCUCGCCCAAAGUUGACGAAAGUCAUCACCAGAACUACACCCAGAACAUUGACACACUAGAAACACUCACCGGAAUUACUCGCGUAUUGCAGUGCCAUGGAUCAUUCGCAACUGCUACGUGCAUCCAAUGCAGACGGCGUACACCAGGGACAGAAAUUGAAAAAGAUAUCAUGGAACAUCGUGUCCCGUUCUGUACUGUGUGCUUGGAGGCCAAAAAGGAAGCGGAGGAAGUCCGUCAGGCUGCUUUCAAGAAAAAGGCCAAGAAGCGAGGUAGGAAGGAAUGGGAAGAGGGGAGUGAUGAAGAGGAAGAGGCAAUACCAGUUGGCGUGAUGAAGCCGGACAUCACUUUCUUUGGAGAGAAGCUCGCGGAUGACUUUGAGCACGCUCUCGAGGACGAUCGAGAUAAAGUUGACUUGUUAAUCGUCAUCGGAACCUCACUGAAGGUCUCACCUGUAUCCGAGAUUCUGUCGCAUCUUCCGCAUUCUGUUCCUCAGAUUCUGAUCAACAAAACUCCUGUCCGACAUAUUAACCCUGAUAUCGUCCUUCUUGGUAAUGCAGAUGACAUUGUUCAACACCUCUGCGAGCAGCUUUCGUGGGAGUUGCCACCGCCAGUGGAGAAGCGUCUCGAGGUUCCGUCACUAGCGAGACCAGCAAAGCGCACCUCAGGUGAAAUGAUGGGCAAAACGGAGCCUAUUCGUGUUGCGAAGAGCCACGUAUGGCUGUUUGAAGGAGCCGAAGGGGGCAAAUGGGUGCGGGAUAUCGAGGAAAAGUUCUUGGAAGAAAAUGCGGGAUCCGAAUCGCGUACAACGCAAAGUCGAGUCCCGAAAGAGGGUCCAGAGGUAAAGAAGUCGCGGACUCGGUUAGGCUGACACUAUAACACCGGCGUCCUUCGACGUGCUUUGCUUCUGGUAAACGGACAUGGAUGUUGCGGAGAUCACGAACUUGAUGUACUUUAUAUAUAUAAAACUCUAAGCUUGUGAUAUUCAGAUGCGUACUAGGUCAUAUUUUUCGCGAUGAUAGGAAGCGUCGAACCGCUAGAGAAUCUAGCGCUCGAUAC